Messenger RNA from Galeopterus variegatus (Sunda flying lemur), 789 nucleotides. RefSeq names its product cysteine-rich venom protein-like. Bases 1 to 789 code for a protein of 262 amino acids. The transcript has 8 exons. Lineage: Eukaryota; Metazoa; Chordata; Mammalia; Dermoptera; Cynocephalidae. The record is from RefSeq and is a predicted model, not a curated record.
AUGAUAAAGGAUAGCCCAAAGGAUGUAUCUACUCCAUUCGCUGCUGUGUCUGAUCUCUAUUCUUCAUCACUCCAUGCAACAGGUAGGAGCCAUGAACACAGCGCAGAAAAGCAAAUUGAAACUGUCUUCACAAAACCCCCUGAAUAUGAUGAUAUCUCACUACCUCUAUUAUCCCCCCAAAAUGAAGAGGUGCAGAAUAUAAUCCUUGAUCUUCACAAUAAGGCAAGGUCAUCAGUGAUACCAUCUGCAAGCAAUAUGCUGAAAAUGGUGUGGAGUUCUCAAGCUGCUGCAUCAGCUCAGGGUAUAGCGGAUACAUGUAAGAUGGAAAGUUCAUCAGAUGAAAGACAAGUUGAAGGUAAACCAUGUGGUGAAAACAUAUUUCAAUCACCUAAGGCUGUCUCCUGGGAAUCUGUCUUCCUUGACUGGAAUAGUCAGAAACUUAAUUUCCUUUAUGGUAUUGGAGCCAAUUCACCAGAUGCCCCAAUUCAUUCUUACACCCAGAACUACCCCAGCCUUUCAGAGUCCUUGAUAUUUCUGGAUUCAGCAGAAGAUCAAAUCAUAAGACCUGGAAAAGAAGGAAAUAAACCAGAAUUAAUAUUUGUACCCUAUGAUGAAGGCGCUGAAUGUGGCCAUUGCCCCAAGGAUUGCGACCAGAAUUUGUGUUCUAACCCUUGCAGAUAUUACAAUAAAGGUGACAACUGUGAAACUUUGCAAGAUCAAUGUAACAAUGAAGAAGUGAAAAACUCUUGUGAGGCUACAUGCCAGUGUAAUGACAAUGAAAUAAUAUAA